CAGACCGAGAGUGCCCGCGAGCUACGCCGCAACUUCUACUGCGACCUUUGCAGCAAAGGCUAUGAUAGAAUCACACAACUCGAAGCCCACGAGAACGGCUAUGACCAUCAACACCGCAAGCGCAUGAAGGAAAUGAAGCAAAUCACCAGGAACCCCACCGCCGCCGUUCGCAACUCUCGUGCCGAAAAGAAG
This is a messenger RNA of Aureobasidium melanogenum CBS 110374, 192 nucleotides long. RefSeq lists its product as uncharacterized. The record is from RefSeq and is a predicted model, not a curated record. Lineage: Eukaryota; Fungi; Ascomycota; Dothideomycetes; Dothideales; Saccotheciaceae. The annotation marks the transcript as partial. The transcript has a single exon.